Corapipo altera (White-ruffed manakin) is the source of this 1312-nucleotide messenger RNA. Its product is annotated as maestro heat-like repeat family member 5. Gene Ontology annotation, cellular component: cytoplasm. The record is from RefSeq and is a predicted model, not a curated record. Lineage: Eukaryota; Metazoa; Chordata; Aves; Passeriformes; Pipridae. The transcript has 10 exons. The coding region runs from base 197 to 1270 and encodes 357 amino acids.
CCUCGCAGCCAUUGAGGCAUUGGGCGAUGCCAGCAUCCUCGACCAGCAGGUGCCCAGCAGCCUGCUGGAUGUGGCCUUGGAGGACCCGGACGUCUGGCUGACGGACGCGCCCAAGAUAGUCAGCAGCAUCCUUGAGAGCCUGCCAUACUGCAGCACACAGGCAGCGUGGGAGAAAGCAGAGUCGCUCCUUCGCCUGAUGACCAACCUGUACCCCACCACAGUGGUCAUCCUCCUGUGUAAGGCGGCUCUUCAAGGAGACAGCACUGCGCCGGAGCUGUGGGAGCUGAUGUCCUCCAUGCCGGAGACGCUGGCCAAGAUCUUGGAGGACUUUGCCAACCUGCUGCGCAGACAGUGCUUCCGCUGCUCCGCAGAAGGCCCCCGCACCCAGCCCAUGGCUUCAUCCUCCAGGAAGGCUGAGUGGGAGGAGUUGGCUGAGGAGCCCGACUCUGUCGAGAGCCAUCAGGGCUGUCCAAACGUGAGGACGGCCAGGCUGCUGCUGGAAGGGCUCGUCGGGCUGUCGCAGAGAGCCGAGAUGGCCAGAAACAUUGAACUCUUCCUGCCGGGCAUGGUGAAGAUCCUGCAAGCUGGCAGCGAAGAUGCCAAGAUGAAGAUCCUGCUGGCCUUGCAAAACGUUCUGUGUCAGCUGAAGAAGAGCAAGGCCAGCUUCAUCGCUGUGCAGCUUGUGGGGAGGCUCCUGCCCCUCUUUGACUCGGAGUGCAGCGAGCUGCGAGAGCUGUCCAUCCGCAUGCUGACAGAGCUGCUGCAGUUGGUGGUGGGCAGGGAUGAGAAGAGGAUGAGGAAGGAGGUGUGGUGGGCACUGGUGCCUCUCCUCUUCCGCAUGAGCGACCAGGUCCCCAGCGUGGCCAAGGCCUCCAGGGAAGCCCUUCUUGCUGCCGCCGAGCUGCUGAAGUGGAGGACGCUCAAGCACCUGCUGCAGAGAGAGCGGCUGUGGGAGCUUGGAGCGUGCUUGCUUCAGAACAGCAGGAACAGGGCUGAAGACUUCAUCCACCAGAGCCUGCCCUACCUGCAGGACCCUCAGGCCAACGUGCGCCUGGCGGCCGUCAGGUUCAUCGGACUCAUCACACGGCGCCUGAGGGAGCAGACCACGGACAGUCAGGCUGACAUCCUGAGCGCACUUCAGCCCUUGGAGAAUGACUGGGACAUCUCUGUCAGCUCCCUGGCAGUUCAGACAACCUCCAUUCUGAGGAGUCCUUGCGUGCAGCAAAGACCAAGAGGCCUCCUGCAAGCACUGCGCUGCUGCUGGCCAUGAGCCCGGCAGAGGUGCAGCUUGCAUUGGCUAAAGGACUGGGGC